UUUUUUUCUUUGAAAAUAAUGGAUAAUUUGCUUUCAAAUCCUUCAACAAUUAUUGAUGCAACAAAUUCAAUUAGUGGACAACAGGGAAGGACAUUUUCUGAGCUGAUUGGUUCAAAUCCAUUAUUUACUGGAGGUGCUGGAUUAGUUGGUGUUGGUAUAAUUCUUUCAUAUUUUCGAAGAUUAUCUUUAAUUGGCAAAGAAUUGUUGAAAAGAAAAUUUAUUUCAAGAUUGGAAUUGGAUAAUACUGACAUAGCCUUUCAAUGGGUUUUGGAUUAUAUAAACAAAAACAGCAAAAGACGUACAAGUAUUUUAACAGUCAAUACUUCCCAAUUAUCUGAUGAUUCUGGACGUUUAAAAACAAGUUUUAUGUUUACUCCUGGAAGAGGAACACAUUAUUUAUUUUUUAAAAAUCGUUGGGUACAAGUUAAUAGGGAAAGACAAAACCAAACGAUAAAAAAAGAUGGAAUGACUAGAACAGCAUUAGAAGUUGUUUCUUUAACUACUUUUGGUGGCAAUCCAACAUUUUGGAAAAGUUUUCUCGAAAAUGCUGCUAAAGAUGCCCUUUCUCAAUUGGAAACAGGACUUUGUGUUUAUAUUCCUCAUGGAAAUUCAUGGCAACGUUUGGGUGCUCCAAGAAAUAAAAGACCAAUAGAUUCGGUUAUUUUGGAUAUUGGAGUGAAAGAAAGAUUGCUUGAUGAUAUUUCUAAUUUUUUUACUUCACAGCAAUGGUAUAUUGAUCGUGGAAUUCCUUAUCGUCGUGGUUAUCUUUUACAUGGCCCACCAGGAACAGGCAAAAGUAGUUUCAUUUCAGCUUUAGCAGCUCUAUAUGGACACAAUAUUUGUAUGUUGAGUUUAAGUGAUAGAUUAAUUGAUGAUGCAAUGCUUAAUCAUUUAAUGCAUAAUGCACCUUUAAAUAGUUUUCUAGUCAUUGAAGAUGUUGACAGCGCAUUUGGAGGACGUCAUGAUGGUGUAAUUCAACAUAAUCCUGUUUAUGAUGGUCUUAGUCGUGUUACAAUGUCUGGAUUGUUAAAUGCAGUUGAUGGGGUAGCUAGUGCAGAAGGCGGCAGAGUCCUUUUUAUGACUACAAAUCAUGUGGAAAGGUUAGAUGCUGCAUUAAUUAGGCCUGGACGUGUAGAUGUUUCACAACAUUUUGGAAAUUGUACUCCUAUUAUGUUUGAACAGAUGUUUAAACGUUUCUUUGAAAAUGUGCCAGAUGUUCUUUGCUCAAAAUUUCGGGAUAAAAUGCUUUCUAUCGGGAUUGAAUGUUCACCAGCUACAAUACAAGGACAUUUACUUAAUUUUAAAAAACAACCUGAAUUGGCAAUUGAAAAUGUUGAGAAAUUGAAAAGUUAGAAUUUUUGGAAAAAUUUGUUGAAUUUUUUAUAAUUUAUUGGUUAGGCUUUUUUUGUUUUUUUUUAGAUUUUUAUUUUUUUUUCCUAGGCAAUUUACAAACAUUUUUUUUAAUAAUUUUUUAAUUUUAAUUUAAAAAAAAUUUCUAUUUUUGAAUAGAUACUUUUAACUUUUAAAAAUAUGCAUAACAGGGGAUGACACGGGUUAUCCGAUACCUGAAACCCGGACUUUUUAACCCGACC
Messenger RNA from Meloidogyne enterolobii, 1592 nucleotides. NCBI's taxonomy places the organism in Eukaryota, Metazoa, Nematoda, Chromadorea, Rhabditida, Meloidogynidae. The record is from the annotation of a GenBank genome assembly.